AUGCAAACCGAUUUCCCAUACACAGCAAAUGAAUUUCCCGGAAGAGCUAUUGAACCACUAUCACCCGUAGUAGUUGAUAAAAAAUAUGAAUAUGAAGUUAAUGAAAUACUUGACACAAAAUUAAUCUGGAAAAAAUUAUAUUACCUAGUAGACUGGAAAGGCUAUGAUAUAAACGAAUGUUCUUGGGAGCUUGCUAAAAAUGUGGGUCACACAAAAGAAGUAGUUAAGGCUUUUCAUCAUCGAUAUCCCGAUAAACCUGGACCUGUUUCAGUGGUAUAA
Dentiscutata erythropus is the source of this 279-nucleotide messenger RNA. Lineage: Eukaryota; Fungi; Glomeromycota; Glomeromycetes; Diversisporales; Gigasporaceae. The record is from the annotation of a GenBank genome assembly.